AUGCAGCGCAACCGCGUGCGGCAAUUCAUCGACAAGUAUGCGUACUUUUUUUUGCUGCUCGGAUUCAGGGCGUCGAGCGCUGCGUACAACAUCAUCCAUGACUGCGACGAGACCUACAACUACUGGGAGCCGCUCCACUACCUGGUGCACGGCUCGGGAAAGCAGACGUGGGAGUACAGCCCCAAGUACGCACUUCGGCCGUACCUCUACCUGAUUAUCCACUGGCUCGUGGCAUAUCCGGCCUCGGUUCUGGCUUCAGCGCUCGGUCUGCCUCGACGGGUGCCCUUCUAUGCGGUCCGGGUCGUCCUCGGCGCGCUCUCUGCCGCGGCCGACGCGGCCGUCGUGGCGGGCGCCGGCCAUGUGUUCGGAGAGGACGUGGAGAGCUCAGUCUACCUCGCCAUGCUCAGCGCCGGCUCCUAUGUGUCCUCGACAACUCUGCUGCCCAGCACGUUCUCGAUGUACUUCAACGCCGCGGCGCUGGCGGCGCUGCUGUACGGGAAAGGCCGCCUCGUGAUCGUCUGCUCCGUCCUCGGCGUCGUGCUGGGAUGGAACGUCGCCGUCAUCUCAGUUGCUCCGUACGCGCUGUACGUGCUGGCCACGGAGGCCUUCGUGCCGUCCCUGGUCACCGCCGUGACGACCUUCACGGCGUCGAGCCUCGCGGUCCUGGCGACGGACACGCUGUUCUACGGCAGGCUGACAUCGUCGGCAGUCAACUUCCUCAAAUACAACGUCGCGGGCGGAGGCGACAGUUCCCUAUACGGCGUGGAGUCGUGGACGUUCUACCUGCGAAACGGGCUGCUCAACUUGGGGCCGGUGCUCCCCGCGGCGCUCCUGAUGCCUGUUGCCGCAGCGUGCUGCGCGCUUUUGCGCGGCUGGAGCAACACGCCUGCAUCGCUGCCUGGAAAGGCACCGGCGUGGGGAACGGUCGCCGUCGCCGCGGUGGCGCCUGCGUACGUCUGGCUGGCCGCCAUCAGCGCGCUGCCGCACAAGGAGGAGCGCUUCCUGUAUCCAGUCUACCCGCAGCUGUGCCUGGCUGCAGCCCUGGCGCUCUCCAUGCUGCAAUCUGCACCAGAGCUUUUGUGGCGCUGCGUCUCGCGAGGAACGGCGACGAAGCGCGGAGGCGACGAAGGAACUCUACCAGGCGCUGUGCGAAGGGCGAAAGGAAUCGCGAGCUUCGCGGUCAACGCGUUCUUCAUGGCACACGCCGCUUUCGCAACUGCGCGCGUCCGCGCGUUGUUGCGCUACUACCGCGGCCCCAUGGACCUGAUGCAGUCGCCUAUCUUCGCCCAGGACGCGCAGCGGUUCGACGCCCGGCCGUUCCGGUGGAUCAGCGUCUGCUUGGGCACCGAGUGGCACCGCGUGCCCCCCUCCUUCCUGCUGCCCGACGAGAGGAUGCGCUACUUCUUCCUCGAGACGGCCUUCGACGGCGCGCUGCCCGGGCACUUCUCCGAGCCAGACCUGCACGUGCGCUCGAUCUUGGAAGGGACGGCGACGGCCGAUGAGUGGCUGAACGACAGGAACCUCGCGGCUGCUGCGCAACACAUCCCAGGGGGACUGUUGAAUUGCGACUACCUGGUGCUGACGCUGCCGCACGAGGUGGCCGGGAAGCAUACGGCGGGCCUGCAUAUCGAGGGGCACUCGGCCCCGCUCGGGGUGCAAUGGGGCGUCACGGAUGAGGAGCACCAUGCUUUGAACGUGCCAACCUGGUGGAAAGUCAUCGACUCGGAGGAUCUGCUUCUGCCACAGCACAACCCGAUGCCCACCCUGUACCGCGCGUUGUAUAUUCCCUAUCUCUCGGACGAGCAUUACAAUCCCUCGCAUAUCGUGCUCCUGGCCCGGCAGCACGAAACGCCGAACGAGGCGGCGGACGACACAGAGCUGGGCGAGGAUGGGGCAGGCAGUGCACGCGAGGGUGAGGACGACGUGGAGCGCGACGGCUCGACCGGGAAAGAUCCGAUCGUGUACGCGGAGGAUGGCAGGUACAUGCUGAAUGGGCAGCGUGAUUGGGAGGAGGGCAAGCUGGCGGAGAGCGUGCAGGGCAGGAAGGCGGUGAUCGUUGGGACGGAUAUGGCGGACACAAGUCUCCCGAAGGGGGAGUUCCAGCAAAUACUCCGGGAGGGUCCGGAGCGAGAGGUCAGGGCGGACAGGCAGUGCUCUCACAAGCCAACAGGUCCAGUCGCGGAGUCUGAGGUGAGAAGGUACGCCGGUGCUGCGGCCAAGGCAUCAAAGAAGCAAAAACAGCGGUUGCACGAGGAGCUGUGA
Pedinophyceae sp. YPF-701 is the source of this 2262-nucleotide messenger RNA. Lineage: Eukaryota; Viridiplantae; Chlorophyta; Pedinophyceae. The record is from the annotation of a GenBank genome assembly.